Quercus lobata is the source of this 856-nucleotide messenger RNA. RefSeq lists its product as uncharacterized. The record is from RefSeq and is a predicted model, not a curated record. The transcript is spliced from 2 exons. The coding region runs from base 31 to 573 and encodes 180 amino acids. Lineage: Eukaryota; Viridiplantae; Streptophyta; Magnoliopsida; Fagales; Fagaceae.
AUUUUUAUCUUCAAGCGAAGUAAAAGUCUAAUGGCUAAAAAACCGGAUCAAGAUCCUAAACCAUCGAAGUCUAACGAUGGUGAUCCUGAAGAGUCCUCUCCAACACAAGAUGAAACAGACCAGGAAGGGUACAGUGCGACUACAAUUCUCCAAGGUGCAAAUGAAAUCGAAUCCUCUCCAACUUCAGCUGAAAAAAAAAAGGAAGGGAAAAGUGUGACUACAAAUCUCCAUGGUGAAAAUGAAAUCGGAUCCCCUCCAACUUCAGCUGAAAAAAAAAAGGAAGGGACAAGUGUGACUACAAAUCUCCAUGGUGAAAAUGAAAUCGGAUCCCCUCCAACUUCAGCUGAAAAAAAAAAGGAAGGGAAAAGUGUGACUACUAUUCUCCCUGGUUCAAAUGAAGUGUCUAACAAAGAGACCAAGAAUGUUGCUGCAUCAUCGUCACCUGACGAAAGCCCGGAAGCGUCAACUAAUGAUGCAACUGGAACUGGAACCAAACGCAACAAGCAACAGCCAAAAAAUGAAAAGAAAAAACCGGGCGAGGGUGGGGAAGAAAGUGAUGACUCACAUGCAUGAGGCAUGCAGGCAGUCCUCGAUUGACUCGCAUGAUGCCAUGAUGACUUGAUUUGGGUUCGAAUCUUUCCUACGUUUGUUGAUGUUGUAGCUGUUGUUUUUCCUUUGCCUUAUUUUUUUUUUCCUUGUUUUCUGGGCCAAUAACCCUACUCCUAGGAUUAUGAAUGACUUCGGGGUUGAAUGAGUAGGUGAAUGCUGGUUGUGUAUUUUUAUUUCUUAGUAUGUUAUGAGUGAAACUAUAUUCUGUUGGGAAAUUUUCGUAUCAACAAUGGAAACAUUGAAGUAA